AUGUGUGAAUUCUGCUGGACACAGGCUAGCGUGAAGAAGGCUGUAUCUCUAUCACUACUGAGCGCAAGUAUUUCAAAGUCAGCAAUAUCUUCAUUAAGCGCUGUCUUCGCCCGCUCGAGUGGCAACUCCAUCCCCGUCGAGGGCAGGGUUAUCAUACCCCGUUUUGGUAAAGAGCGACUACAAAACGAGGCUAACAGCCUCCGAUUUAUUUCUGAAAAAACGAAUAUACCCGUUCCGAAGUUUAUCGGUCAUUUCGAGGAUGAUGGCGCCGUCUAUCUAAUCACCGAAUUCGUUGAGGGCAUCGCAAUGAGCGAGCUUCCAGAAAACCAGCGUAAGGAGGUGGAAGUGGAGGUGGAGGCCCAUUUGCAAACAUUAAAGCAGCUGAAGUCUUCUCAAUGGGGUGGGCCUUCAGGUCUUGUGAUACCGCCCUAUCGAAUAAUGCAGAAAACCUUCCGAAGUAGAUGGACAAUGAAAAACCGAGACUCAAAAGAUCUCGUAUUCUGUCACAACGAUUUGUCCACGCACAAUAUCAUAGUCGACGAGAAGACGCUCAAGAUUAAAGCUAUCUUGGACUGGGAAUACGCUGGAUUUUUUCCAGCAGAGUUCGAGGGCAUGUAUUUCCGACGGCCGGGCGCGUCUGUUGCAUUGGAUGGCGAAGAUGACGAUGUGGAAAAAUUGCUGGAAGUUAUGCGUAUAAAUGAAGCAUGA
Molecule: messenger RNA, 708 nt
Organism: Pyricularia pennisetigena
Lineage: Eukaryota; Fungi; Ascomycota; Sordariomycetes; Magnaporthales; Pyriculariaceae
Exons: 3
Coding region: 1-708 (235 amino acids)
Source: RefSeq, a predicted model, not a curated record